Saccharomycopsis crataegensis is the source of this 609-nucleotide messenger RNA. It is a transcript of the gene DID2, whose product is annotated as Did2p. Gene Ontology annotation, biological process: protein transport; late endosome to vacuole transport; endosome transport via multivesicular body sorting pathway. NCBI's taxonomy places the organism in Eukaryota, Fungi, Ascomycota, Saccharomycetes, Ascoideales, Saccharomycopsidaceae. Gene Ontology annotation, cellular component: ESCRT III complex; multivesicular body. The coding region runs from base 1 to 609 and encodes 202 amino acids. The record is from RefSeq and is a predicted model, not a curated record. The transcript is spliced from 3 exons.
AUGUCUGGCUUAGAGCAAUCAUUAUUUCAACUUAAAUUCACAGCUAAGCUGUUGAAUAGACAAGCUCAAAAGGCUGGCAAAGAAGAACAAAAGGAAAAGGCUAAAAUAAAAAAAGCUAUGCAACAGGGCAAUAAUGAUAUUGCUCAGAUAUAUGCCCAAAACGCGAUUCGCAAGCAGAAUGAGCGAUUGAACUUACUUCGGUUAGCUUCAAGAAUUGAUGCGGUUUCUUCAAGAGUCCAGACAGCAGUGACCAUGAGACAAGUCUCUGGUAACAUGACCAAUGUGAUUAAAGGAAUGGACAAGGCUUUACAAAGCAUGAAUUUGGAGAAAAUUUCCCUAGUAAUGGAGAAGUUUGAAACCCAAUUUGAAGAUUUAGACGCCACUACCAACUACUACGAGACAGCCACCAAUAACGCUACUGCUUUGAGUACUCCUCAAGAAGAUGUUGAUUUGCUAAUGAGUCAAGUAGCUGAUGAAGCUGGCUUGGAAUUACAACAAAACUUGAAGGAUACCUCUAAGAUUGAAAAUCCUGAAAUCAAACAGCUGCAAAAAGUGGAUGAGGCCAAAGAGGACAGAUUAGCCGAAAGAUUGAGGGCUUUACGUUCAUAA